AUGAUAAUUUUCCAGUGUGGGGAACGUGCUGAGGGUGAGCCGAUUUCGAUUGAAAACACUGUCCAUAUGUCAACGUUCGUACAUGACUUCUACAUGAGCAAUAUGGAGACAAUGCGUGCUAAUUAUGAGCGAGCAAUGGAAUUCUACAAAAAACAGAAGCAGAUAAAUCUCCCGCAGCCCGUAGAAGAAGAAGAGCCUGAAAUUUCUGAAGCCGAAAGGAAGAAGGAGGAAGCUAAAGCGAAAGAGGAGAAGGAGAAAGAACAACAGCAAGAAGCUGAUAUCAUGUUUGAGAGCAUGGAUUUUGAAAAACUCGAGGAAGUUCCCAAAUUGUGA
Strongylus vulgaris is the source of this 333-nucleotide messenger RNA. NCBI's taxonomy places the organism in Eukaryota, Metazoa, Nematoda, Chromadorea, Rhabditida, Strongylidae. The record is from the annotation of a GenBank genome assembly.